Messenger RNA from Iphiclides podalirius (scarce swallowtail), 252 nucleotides. Lineage: Eukaryota; Metazoa; Arthropoda; Insecta; Lepidoptera; Papilionidae. The record is from the annotation of a GenBank genome assembly.
AUGGAAUCCUACGUGAUGAGAAGAUUAGGCGAAAUAUCGCCGACGCAACGCCAGGUGGACGCGCCCCGCCGCGCCGCACGCGAUAACUCGGCUCAGUGUGCCGCCGUCUCUGCUGCGGGUAGGACGUCUUUCGAGCGAGUGCUCUACGCUCCCGAGGGCCGAACUCGCGUAAGACCUCGGAACUGGGCCGAUCAGUCCCUUACGGUCUGUCAGCACAUCACAGUGAUCGCAAUAGCGAUGGAACGGAAACAA